AUGUCCGACGCCGACGGCCGCGUGCUCUGGAACACGACCCUCGCGGGCAGUUCAUCACCACAGGCGCCGGCAGCGGCCGUGCUGACGAACGAGGGCAACCUGGUCGUCCAGCAAGCGAACGGCCCCGCGUUGUGGCAGAGCUUCGACCACCCGACGGACACGUUCAUUCCGGGGAUGAGGAUGCGGCUGAGCCACCGGACGGGCAAGGGCGACCGCAUCGUGUCCUGGAAAUCCCCCGGCGACCCUGCGCCGGGGCGCUUUUCCUACGGCCUGGAUCCCAGCACGUCGCUGCAGCUGCUCAUGUGGAACGGGACGCGCCCCUACUGGCGCACUCCCAUCUGGGAGGGGUACGCCGUGACCAGCCUGUACGUCAACGCCGGCACGGUAAUCUACACGGCGCUAGUCGACACGGACGAGGAGAUCUCCAUGGCGUUAACCGUCUCCGACGGCGCGGCGCCCACGCGGUACUUGGUGACCAGCUCCGGCAGGUUGCAACUCCUCAACUGGAACGGCACCUUGUCGGCAUGGGUCACGGCCCAGUCGUGGCCGCCGAGCGGGUGCAGCACAUACAGUCGCUGCGGCGCGUACGGGUACUGCGACGUCACAGCGGCGCCCGCGGCGUGCAGGUGCCUGGACGGCUUCGAGCCGGCGAGCACGGCGGACUGGAGCGCCGGCAGGUUCGAGCAGGGGUGCCAGCGAAAGCAGGCGUUGCCGCAAUGCGGCGGAAUCGGGAUAGGUUUCGUGGCGAUGCCGAGCAUGAAGGUGCCGGACAGGUUCUCGAUCGACUCCGACAACCGGAGCGCGGGGGAGUGCGCGGCCAGGUGCGCCGCAACUUGCUCGUGCGUGGCAUAUGCGUACACCAACGUGCAGAGCAGCAGCGCCAAGGACGAACUGAUCAAGUGCGUGGUGUGGGCAGGGGAGCUCGUCGACGCGCAGAUGAUUGGCCCGCGCUGGGGCGGCGAGACGCUCUACCUCCGCGUGCCCGUUGCUGCUGCCUCCACAGUGCCGGUGUUAGCCCUGCCGAACACAGGUAGAAAGUCCAGUAGACAUGCAGUAAAGAUAGCCCUGCCGGUGUUAGCAGCCGUCCUGCUGCUCACAUGCAUUUUCUUUGUAUGGUUCUGGAGAUUCAGAGUCAAGGGAAGAAAAACCGAGAGCCAAAAUAAGACCACGGACACGUUGAGCAAAAUCAGAGGAGAUGACACCGGAAACCUUGAGUUCCCGUCCAUACGGUUCGCCGACAUUGUCGCCGCCACGGACAACUUCUCCAAAACACACAUGAUCGGACGCGGAGGGUUCGGCAAGGUCUACAAGGGAACGUUGGAAGGCGGUCAUGUGAUUGCUGUGAAAAGACUGAGCAAGGACUCAGAUCAGGGAGCAGAGGAGUUCAUGAACGAGGCCAUUCUGAUAGCCAAGCUGCAGCACCGGAACCUGGUCCGCUUGCUCGUCUGCUGCACCGAGGGGGCCGAGAAGCUGCUCAUCUACGAGUACCUCCCCAACAAGGGCCUCAACGCCAUCCUCUUCGACAGCGCGAGAAAAGCGGUGCUGGGCUGGCCGACGCGGCUGGGGAUCAUCAAGGGGGUGGCUAGGGGGCUGCUCUACCUGCACCAGGACUCGAGGCUGACGGUGAUACACCGGGACCUCAAGGCCAGCAACGUGCUGCUGGACGCCGAGAUGCGGCCCAAGAUGGCCGACUUCGGCAUGGCCAAGAUCUUCGGCGACAACCAGGUCAAAGCCAACACCCGGAAAGUCGUCGGAACAUAUGGCUACAUUGCUCCUGAGUACUCGACGCAGGGCGUCUUCUCCGUCAGAUCUGACGUGUACAGCUUCGGCGUGCUGCUGCUUGAGAUCGUGAGCGGCAUCAGGAUAAGCGCAAUGGACGGCAUCAUGGAGUGUCCUAGCCUGACAGUCUAUGCAUGGAGCCUGUGGGGGGAAGGGAAGGCAGGUAAGCUGGUGGAUCCAUCCAUGGCAGAGAGCUGUUCGCAGGAUGAGGCCAUGCUCUGCAUCCACGUCGGCCUCCUGUGCGUGGAGGACGACCCGAGCAGGAGGCCGCUAAUGUCGUCCGUCGUGUCCAUCUUAGAGAAUGGAAGCGCGCCGGUGGUGGCAUCGGCGUCUCUUCCGGCGCCGAACCAGACAGGGUACCUUAAAAUGAUGGGAGAGAAGAGCCAAAGAAGCAAUCUCGAGAACACGAACGCCAUGACCAUGACCGCUCUUCAGGGACGGUAG
This is a messenger RNA of Triticum turgidum subsp. durum (durum wheat), 2223 nucleotides long. The record is from the annotation of a GenBank genome assembly. Lineage: Eukaryota; Viridiplantae; Streptophyta; Magnoliopsida; Poales; Poaceae.